AUGUUUAAACCAACCACGUGUAAAGCCCGACAGAAAGUAGCUGUAAUAAUACCCUACAGGGAUAGGUGGCGAAAUCUCAUGGAUUUUUUAUCGAACGUACCACCGAUGUUAAUACGUCAACAAAUAGAGUUUACUAUAUACGUCAUUGAACAAGAUUCACCUGCCAUAUUCAACCGAGGGUUAUUAAUGAAUAUUGGUUAUUUAGAAGCCCUAAAGAUAGACAAUUACACCUGUUUUAUCUUCCACGAUGUCGACCUAUUCAAGCUACUUCAAAAUGCCGUGAAGAGAAUGCCAUAUGAUGGUUUAAAUAGUAUUGUAUAUACAGUCAACAAGAUGCAGAAGUUAAAGAUUUAUACUCAUAUACAUAUAUCAGUUGAUAGACAAAAAAUAGAACAAGUAGGUACAUAUUUACUGAUUGUCCUAGAGUUGUAUAUAUGUGGGAGGGUGGAUGUGGCGUAUGUGUGAGGGUGGGUGGGUGU
Messenger RNA from Patella vulgata (common limpet), 479 nucleotides. RefSeq names its product beta-N-acetyl-D-glucosaminide beta-1,4-N-acetylglucosaminyl-transferase-like. Gene Ontology annotation, molecular function: glycosyltransferase activity. The transcript has 3 exons. Gene Ontology annotation, biological process: carbohydrate metabolic process. The record is from RefSeq and is a predicted model, not a curated record. Bases 1 to 465 code for a protein of 154 amino acids. Lineage: Eukaryota; Metazoa; Mollusca; Gastropoda; Patellidae.